Messenger RNA from Octodon degus (degu), 1653 nucleotides. RefSeq names its product YES proto-oncogene 1, Src family tyrosine kinase (gene Yes1). Gene Ontology annotation, molecular function: signaling receptor binding; ATP binding; non-membrane spanning protein tyrosine kinase activity. Gene Ontology annotation, biological process: cell surface receptor protein tyrosine kinase signaling pathway; innate immune response; protein phosphorylation. Lineage: Eukaryota; Metazoa; Chordata; Mammalia; Rodentia; Octodontidae. The transcript is spliced from 11 exons. The record is from RefSeq and is a predicted model, not a curated record. The coding region runs from base 317 to 1378 and encodes 353 amino acids. Gene Ontology annotation, cellular component: extrinsic component of cytoplasmic side of plasma membrane.
AAGAGAUUAUGCUGAACUGAUGGGUCAUCACCUGCUGCCUUCUAAGGAGACCGAACAUACAGUGAGCUGCCAGCCAAGCCACAACUUGUCAUAGGUUUUACUUAAAAUGGCCAUAACACCCCUACCAAAAAAAAAUUUGAAAAUCUGGACAGAAUAAAUUGAAACAAUAUUUUCUAUGCAUUGGACAACAGCAGUGGAGGGCUAUGGUUCCUGAAAGAAGGGGAGUAUACCUGGUGACUCCAUUCACCUACACAUACCAACUUUGCCUGGAGGCAGAGAAGAGAGAUCUUGACACACUGAAGAAAGAGAUUUGAUAAUGGGUUGUAUUAAAAGUAAGGAAGACAAAAGCCCAGCCAUUAAAUACAGAACUGAAAACAGCUCAGAGCCUGUCAGUGCCAGUGUCAGCCAUUAUGGAACAGAGCACACUACAGUGACACCGUCGUCCUCAGUGAAGGGCACUUCAGCGAACUUCAGCAGUCUCUCCAUAACGCCAUUUGGGGGAUCCUCAGGAGUGACUCCUUUUGGGGGAGCAUCAUCUUCCUUCUCAGUGGUGCCAAGUUCUUAUCCUGCUAGUUUAACAGGUGGUGUUACUAUAUUUGUGGCCUUAUAUGAUUAUGAAGCUAGAACUACAGAAGACCUUUCAUUUAAGAAGGGUGAAAGAUUUCAAAUCAUUAACAAUACGGAAGGAGACUGGUGGGAAGCACGCUCAAUUGCAACUGGAAAGAACGGUUACAUCCCCAGCAAUUAUGUGGCGCCUGCCGACUCCAUUCAGGCUGAAGAAUGGUAUUUUGGCAAAAUGGGGAGAAAAGAUGCUGAACGAUUACUUCUGAAUCCUGGGAAUCAACAAGGCAUAUUCUUAGUAAGAGAAAGUGAAACUACUAAAGGUGCUUAUUCCCUCUCUAUUCGUGAUUGGGAUGAAGUAAAGGGUGACAAUGUGAAACACUACAAAAUUAGGAAACUUGACAGUGGUGGAUACUACAUCACAACCAGAGCACAAUUUGAUACGCUGCAGAAAUUGGUGAAACACUACACAGAACAUGCUGAUGGUUUGUGCCACAAGUUAACAACUGUGUGUCCAACUGUGAAACCCCAGACUCAAGGUCUAGCAAAAGAUGCUUGGGAAAUCCCUCGGGAGUCUUUACGACUAGAAGUUAAACUAGGACAAGGAUGCUUCGGUGAAGUAUGGAUGGGAACAUGGAAUGGAACCACAAAAGUAGCAAUCAAAACACUAAAGCCAGGGACAAUGAUGCCAGAAGCUUUUCUUCAAGAAGCACAGAUAAUGAAAAAACUGAGACAUGAUAAGCUUGUUCCACUCUAUGCUGUUGUUUCUGAAGAGCCUAUUUACAUUGUCACUGAGUUUAUGUCAAAAGAUUGCUGAUGGUAUGGCGUAUAUUGAAAGAAUGAACUACAUCCACCGAGAUCUUCGGGCUGCUAAUAUUCUUGUAGGAGAAAAUCUUGUGUGCAAAAUAGCAGAUUUUGGUUUAGCAAGAUUAAUUGAAGACAAUGAAUAUACUGCAAGACAAGGUGCAAAAUUUCCAAUCAAAUGGACAGCUCCCGAGGCUGCACUUUAUGGUCGAUUUACAAUAAAGUCUGAUGUAUGGUCAUUUGGAAUCCUACAGACAGAACUUGUAACCAAGGGGAGAGUGCCCUACC